Lolium rigidum is the source of this 2389-nucleotide messenger RNA. Its product is annotated as heat shock protein 81-3. The record is from RefSeq and is a predicted model, not a curated record. Gene Ontology annotation, biological process: cellular response to heat; protein folding; protein stabilization. Gene Ontology annotation, cellular component: perinuclear region of cytoplasm; protein-containing complex; plasma membrane. Gene Ontology annotation, molecular function: ATP binding; ATP-dependent protein folding chaperone; ATP hydrolysis activity. The coding region runs from base 70 to 2172 and encodes 700 amino acids. The transcript is spliced from 3 exons. Lineage: Eukaryota; Viridiplantae; Streptophyta; Magnoliopsida; Poales; Poaceae.
CUCCCUAACCCUAGCCGCCUCCUGCACGCUUCUCCUCCCCCUCGAGCCGAGCAGCUCAGGACCGCAGCCAUGGCGUCCGAGACCGAGACCUUCGCCUUCCAGGCCGAGAUCAACCAGCUCCUCUCCCUCAUCAUCAACACCUUCUACUCCAACAAGGAGAUCUUCCUCCGCGAGCUCAUCUCCAACUCAUCCGAUGCGCUGGACAAGAUCAGGUUCGAGAGCCUCACGGACAAGAGCAAGCUGGACGCGCAGCCGGAGCUCUUCAUCCACAUCGUGCCCGACAAGGCCAGCAGCACGCUCACCAUCAUCGACAGCGGCAUCGGCAUGACCAAGUCGGACCUCGUCAACAACCUCGGCACCAUCGCCAGGUCCGGCACCAAGGAGUUCAUGGAGGCGCUCGCCGCCGGCGCCGACGUGUCCAUGAUUGGCCAGUUCGGCGUGGGCUUCUACUCCGCCUACCUCGUGGCCGAGAGGGUCGUCGUCACCACCAAGCACAACGACGACGAGCAGUACAUCUGGGAGUCGCAGGCUGGUGGGUCCUUCACCGUUGCCCGGGAUACCACUGGGGAGCAGCUCGGCAGGGGUACCAAGAUGGUCCUCUACCUCAAGGACGACCAGAUGGAGUACCUUGAGGAGCGCCGUAUCAAGGAUCUGAUCAAGAAGCAUUCCGAGUUUAUCAGCUACCCAAUCUCCCUGUGGACUGAGAAGACCACUGAGAAGGAAAUUUCUGAUGAUGAGGAUGAGGAGGAAAAGAAGGAUACUGAGGAGGGCAAGGUUGAGGAUGUUGAUGAGGAGAAGGAGGAAAAGGAAAAGAAGAAGAAGAAGAUCAAGGAAGUCUCACAUGAGUGGUCCUUGGUCAACAAGCAGAAGCCUAUCUGGAUGAGGAAGCCAGAGGAGAUCAACAAGGAAGAGUAUGCUGCUUUCUACAAGAGCUUGACCAAUGACUGGGAGGAGCAUUUGGCUGUCAAGCACUUCUCUGUGGAGGGUCAGCUCGAGUUCAAGGCUGUCCUGUUUGUGCCCAAGAGGGCCCCCUUCGACCUCUUCGACAACAAGAAGAAGGCCAACAACAUCAAGCUGUACGUGCGCCGUGUCUUCAUCAUGGACAACUGUGAAGAGCUGAUCCCUGAGUACCUGAGCUUUGUCAAGGGUAUUGUUGACUCUGAGGACCUUCCCCUCAACAUCUCCCGUGAGACUCUCCAGCAGAACAAGAUCCUCAAGGUGAUCAGGAAGAACCUUGUCAAGAAGUGCAUUGAGCUCUUCUUUGAGAUUGCUGAGAACAAGGAGGACUACAACAAGUUCUACGAGGCCUUCUCCAAGAACCUCAAGCUCGGAAUCCAUGAGGACUCCCAGAACAGGACCAAGAUUGCUGAGCUUCUGAGGUACCACUCUACCAAGAGCGGUGAUGAGCUCACCAGCCUCAAGGACUACGUCACCAGGAUGAAGGAGGGUCAGAGCGAGAUCUACUACAUCACUGGUGAGAGCAAGAAGGCAGUUGAGAACUCUCCCUUCCUUGAGAAGCUUAGGAAGAAGGGCUAUGAGGUCAUCUACAUGGUUGACGCCAUUGAUGAGUAUGCCAUUGGUCAGCUGAAGGAGUUUGAGGGCAAGAAGCUUGUUUCUGCCACCAAGGAGGGCCUCAAGCUUGAUGAGAGCGAGGAUGAGAAGAAGAAGCAGGAGGAGCUCAAGGAGAAGUUUGAGGGGCUCUGCAAGGUCAUCAAGGAGGUGCUCGGUGACAAGGUUGAGAAGGUUAUCGUCUCUGACCGUGUUGUGGACUCGCCUUGCUGCCUUGUGACAGGUGAGUAUGGUUGGACCGCCAACAUGGAGAGGAUCAUGAAGGCCCAGGCCCUGAGGGACUCGAGCAUGGCUGGCUACAUGUCCAGCAAGAAGACCAUGGAGAUUAACCCUGAGAACGCCAUCAUGGACGAGCUCCGCAAGCGCGCCGAUGCUGACAAGAAUGACAAGUCUGUCAAGGACCUGGUGAUGCUUCUCUUCGAGACCUCCCUGCUCACCUCCGGCUUCAGCCUGGAAGACCCCAACACCUUCGGCACCAGGAUCCACCGCAUGCUCAAGCUUGGUCUGAGCAUUGACGAGGACGAGGAGGCCACUGAGAACGACACCGACAUGCCUCCCCUGGAGGACGAUGCUGGUGAGAGCAAGAUGGAGGAGGUCGACUAAGCUCCACGGCAGUCUUCUGCACCUGCAGCACCGCCUAGUUUACAUUUAGUGUCUUCUUGACUGCUGUUGGAUGGUUUUGGCACGUUAGUUGUAUCGGUUUUGUCUUUUGGCUAACCAAACAGUAAGCGCGCGGUUAGCUAUAUUGUGCUACUUUCUGGAACAGUUCGUCGUUAUUGUUACCCUCUAUGUUUAGCUAUUUCUAUAUUAUUAUCUGCAA